Trichosurus vulpecula (common brushtail) is the source of this 3706-nucleotide messenger RNA. It is a transcript of the gene TMPRSS6, whose product is annotated as transmembrane serine protease 6. NCBI's taxonomy places the organism in Eukaryota, Metazoa, Chordata, Mammalia, Diprotodontia, Phalangeridae. Bases 342 to 2768 code for a protein of 808 amino acids. The transcript is spliced from 18 exons. Gene Ontology annotation, molecular function: protein binding; serine-type endopeptidase activity. The record is from RefSeq and is a predicted model, not a curated record. Gene Ontology annotation, biological process: proteolysis.
CCAUGGAGGGCAGGGGCGGGCGCUGGCUUCCUUCCCCAGCUGUUUACAGCAUCAGCAAGCCAAUCCCAGCCCACUGGGGUCCCCCCCACAGCCCCGGAGAAGCACAAUACUCUUUGGGUGGCCCAGACUGGCAAAGGGAGCUGGAGGUGCUGGGCAUCAUGGAGCCAGGGAAACUGGGCCAGGGGGUACAAGGGCCAGAGCAAGAGGCCAUGGUGUCCGGUCAUUGAUCUGGGGCCCAGGAGGCGGGGAGCAGGGGGAGAGACCUUGAGCCUGGACAAACAGGGCCUCCUGUGGCCCGCAUUCUGGCCCUUCCCUACCUGUGGCUUACAAAGAAGUCCAGGAUGGAGGAUGAAGAACAGAGGGGCAAUGGACAGGCAAUCCAAGGACAGUUAUAUGGAGUGGAUAUGGAGGAGCCAGGGUCCAAUCAAAGAGGCCCAGUUGGGAAGGCAAAAGCCACUGACGACACCAAGAGAAGAAGACGGGAUUACAUGCGCCUGGCCCCUCUGUGGCUUGCUCUGCUGAUGUUGGCAGCAGGUGGAGUCCUGCUCUGGUAUUUCCUAGGAUACAAGAGAGAGGGGACCGUCAGCCAGUUGUACUCAGGCAGCCUCCGGGUGCUCAAUCGCCACUUCUCCUUGGACCUGUCUCGCCGGGAAUCCAGUGCCUUCCGCAGCGAAACUGCCAAAGCCCAGAAGAUGCUUAGAGACCUCAUCUUUGCUACCCGCCUGGCCCCAUACUACAACUCAAGCACAGUGUAUGCAUUUGGGGAAGGGCCUCUGACCUGCUUCUUCUGGUUCAUUCUCCAAAUCCCCGAGAAACGCCGUCAGAUGCUGACCCCAGAUGCUGUGAAGGAGGUACUGGUGGAGCAGCUACUGUCCAAUGCCAAUGAGACCAGUGGCACUCCUGACCAGGAAGAGUAUGAGGUGGACCCUGGGGGCCUUGUUCUUCUGGAGACCAGUGUGAAAGACAUAGUUUUGCUGAAUUCUACACUGGGAUGCUACCGAUACAGCUACAUCGGUGAAGGCCAGAGAGCUCGGCUCAAGGGCCCUGAUCACCUUUCCUCAAGCUGUCUGUGGCACCUUCAGGGUCCCGAGGACCACAUGAUCAAGCUUCGACUGGAAUGGACCCUGGCUGAGUGUCGGGACAGGCUGGCCAUGUACGAUGUUGCCGGACCCCUCGAGAGCCGCCUCAUCACCUCACUCUAUGGCUGCAGCCGCCAGGAGCCAGUGGUGGAGGUCCUGUCCUCAGGCCACGUCAUGUCUGUGGUCUGGAAGAAAGGCCUGUACAGCUACUAUGACCCCUUCACACUCUCUGUCCAGGCUGUGGCCUUCCAGGAUUGCCAGGUGAACUUGACCCUGGAGAGCAAUCUGGAGCUUCAGGGAAACAUCAGCACCCCCUACUAUCCCAGCUACUACUCCCCUAGCACCCACUGCACCUGGCAUCUCAUGGUCCCAUCUCUUGACUAUGGAGUGGCCCUCUGGUUUGAGGCGUAUGCUCUGAGAAGACAGAAAUAUGAUUUGCCUUGCACCCAGGGGCAAUGGAUUAUACAGAACCGAAGGUUGUGUGGACUUCGGACCCUACAAGCCUAUGCAGAGAGGAUCCCUGUGGUAACCUCUGCUGGCAUCACCAUCAACUUUACCUCUCAGAUCUCCCUCACAGGCCCUGGAGUGCAGGCUCGCUACAGCUUAUAUAAUCAGUCAGAUCCCUGUCCUGGAGAAUUCCUGUGCUCAGUGAAUGGCCUCUGUGUGCCAGCCUGUGAUGGAAUCAAGGAUUGCCCCAAUGGCCUGGAUGAGAGAAACUGUGUCUGCCCAUCUGCCUUCCAGUGUGAGGAAGACAGCACAUGCAUACAUCUGCCCAAGGUCUGUGACCAACACCUGGACUGUACGAAUGGGAGCGAUGAAAGGCAGUGCCAUGAAGGAGUGCCUUGUGGGGCUUUCAAAUACCAGUGUGCUGAUGGGAGCUGCCUGAAGAAACCUAACCCUCAAUGUGAUGAUAACCCUGACUGCAACGAUCAAUCUGAUGAACAGCACUGUGACUGUGGGGUCCCAGCUCCUGCCACCAGAAUUGUGGGGGGUGCCACAUCUGUGGAAGGGGAGUGGCCAUGGCAGGCCAGCUUGCAGGUGAGGGGCCGGCACAUCUGCGGGGGGACCCUCGUGUCUGAUCAAUGGGUGGUGACAGCAGCCCACUGUUUCCAGGAAGACAGCAUGGCCUCCCCAUCAGUCUGGACCGUCUUCCUGGGCAGGAUCCACCACAGCGCCCGCUGGCCUGGUGGGGUAUCCUUCAAGGUCAGCCGCCUGCUCCUUCAUCCCUACUAUGAGGAGGACAGCCAUGACUAUGAUGUGGCCCUGUUGAAGCUGGAUCAUCCCGUGGUCCGUUCAGCUCUAAUCAUGCCCGUCUGUCUGCCUGCCCCAUCCCACUUUUUCCAACCUGGCCUCCAGUGCUGGAUCACAGGCUGGGGGGCACUUCAAGAAGGAGGUCCUUCCAGCCACACCCUCCAGAAGGUAGAUGUGGAACUGAUCCAGCAGGAUCUGUGCAACGAAGCUUACCGCUAUCAAGUUACCCCUCGGAUGCUGUGUGCUGGCCAUCGCAAGGGCAAGAAGGAUGCUUGCCAGGGUGACUCAGGAGGCCCCUUGGUUUGCAAAGAGUCCAGUGGCCGGUGGUUCCUGGCGGGCUUGGUGAGCUGGGGCCUGGGGUGUGGCAGGCCCAACUAUUUUGGAGUCUAUACCAGGAUCCCUCGAGUGAUGGGCUGGAUCCAGCAGACUCUGUCCUGAAGAUGCUGCAUCUGUCUGGACUAGCUCUGGACCACUCAUGGGCCUAGAGCCCACCCAAGAGCUCAGAAGCCUUCCUUUGACUAGCACUGUCUCUCCUAUGUGGAGGGAUUGGGGGGUGGCUACCCUGCUGGUGGGAGAAUUGGCAUUUUUCCAGGGAGUGGUGGGGCUGAGGCCAUCUACAUCCCUUACUGUUCUGUUCUUUUGAGAGACUCUCCUGACCUGCUUCCUUGCCCCACCACAAGGGAUGCAAAGAUGUGACCUGGUUUUGGAAUUGACCUGGCCAAGCCCUAGUGACAUCUGCGUGGUGAAGGUGCCUUCCCUCCAAACACCAGCAGGCGGCAUAGUCUCCUAAGCACAGUGGGCUGGUGAUGAUCGAAGUCCUGUAAUUCCCUUUCCUCCCAUCCUCCUCUGGGCCUUGACCUUUAUCAACUCUCAGAGGCCACCUCAGUCUGGACCCCUUUGGCAGGUCCAACUGAAUGGGGAAAUUGCUCUGGACGUACAGUAGACAGAAGCUCAAAUCCCCCAGAGAGCUUCCUUCCUCUGGGCCAAUGUCAAACUUAACAGCUUUUCAAGAACAAACCCCUGUUUUUGGAUGUGACAGGAGGGGGGUUUGCACAAGCCUCCCCAUUUUGGGGGUGAGGAGGUGCCUGAGUAGAGGUGCCAGGGGAGUUGGGGAUAGGGACUUCACACCCACAGCUAUUAAAGGAGCUUCGGCUCCCGUCCUAACCUACAGGGAUUUUUCACAAGCCAAAGAGGAAAAAAGGCUUCUCAGACCUGAAGCUUUCCUCCACCUCCCUGCCCCUCACCUGGACAUCUGGCUCCUCAAAGCUCUGCCUUCUUCUCCCCACUUCUAAUUCUCACUAUCUCCUUGAGCAAGGGCAUGCAUAAGGAAAGUAGCCCUCUGAGACUUGACCUAGAAUAAAUCUGAUUUAACAGCC